Messenger RNA from Astyanax mexicanus (Mexican tetra), 12528 nucleotides. It is a transcript of the gene paqr6, whose product is annotated as progestin and adipoQ receptor family member VI. The record is from RefSeq and is a predicted model, not a curated record. Gene Ontology annotation, cellular component: membrane. Bases 155 to 1411 code for a protein of 418 amino acids. Gene Ontology annotation, molecular function: signaling receptor activity. The transcript has 8 exons. NCBI's taxonomy places the organism in Eukaryota, Metazoa, Chordata, Actinopteri, Characiformes, Acestrorhamphidae.
GGGCUGGAUAUAUGGCCGUAGGGCUGCUGCCCCUAAGCCUCGCUCAGCCCUGCUCAGCCUUUCAGCACAAAAUCAGCCCCCUGUGCACCACUGCUCCCCCCAACUGAGGGCUCACUUUUAUCCCGCCUACUGUAACUGCUUUUCACCAGAAGACAUGAAGAAAAGUCCACAGCACUUGUUUCCUGUGUGGAGAGGAGCUGGCGGGGGCCCAAGUUGGGGCUGGCCUCGCUGUAUAGGAUGGGAGGCCGUGGAAGGGGAGGCUGAGCCGCAGGGCUUUGACUGCCCUUUCUGGUGCGUGCUGUGCCGAGGAGGGAGGGAGCGACUGAAGCAGGCCUGCCAGAGAGGGAGGGAGGUGCUCAGACUACCAGCAAACAUGCUACGAAUCAAACUACCCCACCUCUUCGACAACCACCAAGUGCCUAAGGUGUUCCGGGAAGACAGCAUCAUAUCAGGCUACAGGCACCCGCAAAGCUCUGCCGUGGACUGCAUCCUCAGCAGCUUUCAGAUGACCAAUGAGACGGUGAAUAUCUGGACCCACUUCCUGCCGACCUGGUACUUCCUGUGGCGUUUCUUCCUGCUGUGCACCACAGAGAACUUCCUCUCAGAAAGCUACACAUGGCCGCUGCUGGUCUACAUGAUGCUGAUCUGCCUGUACCCCUUCAUCUCCAGCUGCGCCCACACCUUCAGCACCAUGUCCCCCGAGGCUCGACACAUAUGCUACUUCUUCGACUACGGAGCCCUCAGCCUGUACAGUCUGGGGUGCGCUAUCGCGUACGGCUCUUACGUGAUGCCUGAAUGUUGGGUUAACAGUUGGCUUCACCAGCAUUUUGUUUCCAUCGCCAUCGCCAACACGAUCUUCUGCACCAGCAUGUCCUGCUACUCCAGAUUUCUAGAAUUGCAGUUUCCACACAAGAGUAAAAUCCUGCGGACAGGGGCGUUCGUCUUGCCGUUCGUGUUUGAUAACAUCCCUCUUGUUUACAGGCUUGUGCUGUGUUUUAGUGGACAUUGUAGUCACACUGAAGCUGUGAGCAGUCACUGUUAUCACCUGCUUUUUGCCUUCCUGACGGGUUUCCUGUUCGCCUCUCACCUUCCCGAGAGACUGGCUCCCGGACGCUUCGACUACUUCGGUCACAGCCACCAGCUGUUCCACAUCUGUGCGGUGGUGGGAACCCACUUCCAGAUGGAGGCGGUGCUGGCCGACAUGAGCUCGCGACACAGCUGGCUGAUCGCCCACUCGCCGGGACCCUUCUUCCUGGGCACUCUCGGGGCUCUGGCCUUAGCCUUCAUUCUUAACAUGGGGAUCAUAGGUCUCUUCAGCGCGUGCCUGCUGCGUACUCCCAACCUCAGCACUUCAGGCCUCUCUACCACACACACAACACACACCACACACACACACAGCAAGGAGGAGUGAGGGGGCCGGCGUGGAGGUCCCCGCAUCAUUGCACAACCUGUCAACUCACACCCAGAGUAUAAAUGUGGCCCAAUGGUUAUUGAGAACCAUUUGCAAACAACUUAGCACUUACGGUCCAGCUUACUUCACUUAUAGAUGAGUAUCUGGAUGCGUGUCGGUUCUUUUUUUUUUUUACUAAAGUCUGUGUAUUCUCCUGUGUAACGUAAUGAACGUAAUUUUGCGUUUCGUCGCUGUUAUAACAAAACCUCAUAAUACCACUCUGUGGCGAAUGGACCAAUAGAAAUGUCCCACAUGUAGGAGAGAGCAUGGCCCAACCUACAAAUGUUUUGACGUUGAGGUUUCUUACUAUCUUAGUUUCUUAGUAUCUACUCCAAGUGAGCGAGUAGAGACUAAAACAUGACCUCCAAAACCCUGCAGAGUGCUGAUUGGAUAGAAAGAAUCAAUGCAAUUAUUUCUAUGCAAUGCCAUUUUCAAUGCCAUUAAGGACAUUUUCACACCUAUAGUUUGUUUUCCUGUUUUAAAUCAGUUUAUGAUGAGUUUACUUACAUGUAGCUUUUCCCCCUUGAUUUGGUUUGUUUUCACACAGGCAAAAACCUAAAGGCAUCAAACUACUCAGGCGCUCUGUCUCCUCUGAUUGGUCAGAGCUCUCUGGCAUUGGAACAAGAAUGUAAAUAUAGCCAGAAGGUUCAGGGUUCCAGGCCAACAUGUGUUUGUAUAGCUGUGCAGUGUUCAGCUUCCAAACACACAGUGUUUUCAAUGAGAUGUCUCUGUAGUAAACAGAGCUGUGCAGCCGUGAGCAGUGAAUGCAGCACAUACAGCAUUCAGUGUGAAACAUCUUAGCAUGGAGCAGCAGCAAAGACAGCGUUUGAUCAUAGCUAUUGUAAUGAUCUAGCUAAUACAUCAGGUUAAACUGCACUGAACAGCUGUUUAGCUCAAAUGGAGCUAAAGGAGUAUAAUGGAUAGUCGGGUCAGAUCGAGAUCACUUUCUCGAACAACCGCAAACCAAAACCUGUAAGAGGAGGUGGUCUCGGUCCAGUUCCAAACGAGCCCCAUAAGAAAAGGUUCUAUAUAACCAAUUUACAACAAGUUGACCAACUUUUAAUACUAUGCUCAAUAAAUUGUCAAUUGGUGAAUUGAGGCAUAAACAUUUAGUUGAAAUUUAAUUGACUGCAAAGCUGACCCCAAAUACCAGCACCAUAUAUGAAAAUGUAUAGUAUAUACAGUAUAUCUAUAGGACCUUUAGUACUAUGUUCAUUUUUAUUAUUUUAUAGUACCAAUGUGCAUUAAAAAUGCCCCAACUGUGUUCUUGAAGAGAUGCACCAUUGAAAUUUAGGACUCUGCCACUGUUUGUCUAUGGAGGCUCAGUUGUAACAGAAUGUAAAACUAACCCCACAGUGUGGAGGAUGUACUUCAGUGAGGCUGGCUCUCACUGUGAGUUAGUUAAGUGCUUUGAAAAGAAAAAAAAAGAGAGAGCUUUACCAAGAUUAGGAUCCAAGAUUUUCUUGCAUAAACCAAUGGUAGGUUAAGAAUAAGAAACCUAGAGAAGACCCAAGACUCAACAACGUCUAAAAAGAAGUAGAAUAACUGCAUUCAGAUGUAUUUUGUGAAAUAUUGGACAACUAUGACUUAUGUGAGACCCAGACAUGGGUGAUAAAGGUGGGGGUUAGUGCAGGACAUGCACUUAGUGCAUUACAGAGGGGGAAAUGGCCACCAAAAGCAGGGUUUUUAAAAAAAAGAAUAUUAAAAAAAUAUUAAUAAUUGAAUGGUUUUCAGGCUGAAUCUUAAGAAAUAUAUGUCUGAAUGGGCUUGGAAUUCACGAGUAAUAUGAGACUGUAAUAUGUGGAGAUUAAGUUUGACCAAAGUGUGUUCCACUUAAGGCACUUUUCCGCUGUAUGGAACGUACACUACUUGACUCAAGCCUACUCUGCUUCUUCCCUUUUCCAUUAGGCAAAUUUAAUACCUGGAACCAGAUAAUUUCUUAGCACCUACUACAAAUGAGUCGAGAAGAGACUGAAACAUGACCCCCAAAAUCCUGCAGAAUCCUGUAGCGUUUUUCCCUCGAUUUGGUUUGUUUUCACACAGGCAAAAACCUAAAUGCACCAAAAUGUGCCUCAACAAACCACACAAGCCUGUUGUCUCUUCUGAUUGGUCAGAGGUCUCUGUCACUGGAACAAGAACGUAAAUAUAGCAUGAUGUUCCAGGAUUCCAUACCAGCAAGAAUAUUUGUGCAGUGUUCGACUUUCAAACGCACAGUGUUUUCAAUGUUGUGCUGCCGCAAUCAGUGAAGGCUGCACAUACAGCAUUCAUUGUGAAACAUUUUAGCAUGGAGCAUUCCAGCAUUCUAGCUAUUAUAAUGAUCUAGCUAAUAUAUCAGGUUAAACUGUACCUGAACAGCUCAAAUAAAAUGAGUAUAAUGGAUAGUCGGAUCAGAUCGAGAUCACUUUCUCAAACAACCGCACCAAAACCUGUGAGAGAAGGUGGUCUCGGUCCAGUUCCAAACAAACCACUUGUGGUUUUGCCGUGCGAUUGCUGUUUUCACACCUGCCCAAAUAAACCACACCAAGAGUGCAAACCAACCAAGAGUUUUAACCAGACCAACUGUUGCUGGUGUGAAAACGCCCUAAAAAUCUGACACUUGACACUUCUUUCAGCAGUUUUCAGCAUAUUGUUACUGCCUCAUUGCCCUAAUUAUGUAGGUGUAUUUCAGGGAAUCAUUGGUAUUGGAAAACAAAGCAGGUACCAAGUACCCAAGAGUGAGUACAGCUCUGGAAAAAUAAGAGAGCACUUAAAAAUUAUGAGUUUCUUUGAUUUUACCAAACUGAAAACCUCUGGAAUAUAAUCAAGAGGAAGACGGAUGAUCACAAGCCAUCAAACCAAACUGAACUGCUUGAAUUUUUGCACCAGGAGUGACAUAAAGUCUAAAAAGCAGUGUGUAAGACUGGUGGAGGAGAGCAUGCCAAGAUGCAUUAAAACUGUGAUUAAAAACCAGGGUUAUUCCACUAAAUAUUGAUUUCUGAACUCUUAAAACUUUAGAAUUAUUAACUUGUUUUCUUUGCAUUAUUUAAGGUCUGAAAGCUCUGCCUCUUUUUUGUUAUUUUAGCCAUUUCUCAUUUUCUGCAAAUAAAUGCUCUAAAUAACAAUAUUUUUAUUUGGAUUUUGGAAGAAAUGUUGUCUGUAGUUUAUACAAUAAAACAACAAUGUUCAUUUUACUCAAACAUAAACCUAUAAAUAGCAAAAUCAGAGAAACUGAUUCAGAAACUGAAGUGGUCUCUUAAUUUUUUCCAGAGCUGUAAAGCCGAGUUGAGUUGAGUUGAGUCGUGUAGUCUAGGUACAAUGCAGUGGAAAAGCACAGUUCGGCCCUUGUUCUUUUGUACCCCAUGUUAGUAUUUUCCCGCCCUGCUCUCCCCUACUUGGUACAAAAUCUAUUAACAUAAAUGUCUGUUGAGAAUGAUGUUAAGAAGCUUUUUUUAUUCUCUCUUUCAGAAAUACAUUGUUGUACGUUUUGUUACGACAGCGACGUUUAUAUUCGUAUCAUUUCGGCUGAAAACCCUGAUCGAUAUCAAGACCUUUCUGUUACUCUUCGUCCUGUGGUACUAAACUAAAGCAGUUAUUUUCUUUAUAAACGUCAGAAAGGUCAGGGGUUGAAUGAAGCGAAUGAUGCUGAUGAAUAGUAUUGAAUGUUUUGUAAUAUUUUAUCUUUUAUCUACAGAUUUCUGAGAUUGUAUUUCACUUUUAUCUUCUGUUUUUUUUUUUUUGGAGAAGCUGUUCAUAACAAACUGGAACAAUGUAAACACAGCAUCUGUCAGGAAUUUUGGAUUCAUACAGCACUAAUAUGUCUCAAUAUUAGCAAUAUCCUCAGUUCUGUCAUUAAGCUGUUUUAAGCUGAAGCAUAUACUGUAUUUAAUAGUUAGGAGGAAAUGGAGAAAACACACUAUAAGCUUUUUGAAAAUAAUCUAAUCAGAUUAAUGGAGUGAAGUACUGACAGCUCAGAGUGGUAAUACUGAUUAACAGUAUUAAUUACAAUAAAUGCAAAUGCAUAUUAACUGUGAUUACACAGGAGUAGUGUGUAUAGAAUAUAUAGAUCUCUGCAGAUGUGAUUAUUUCACGUAGAAAUAGAGUAUGGAUUGACUGGACCAAUUCAAGGGCGUCUAGUCAUGUCUUUGAAUGUACACUAUAUGAACUAAGGGUAUUGGGACACCUGCUCAUUCAGCGUUUCUUCUAUAACCUCCUCAGACCCAGACUUUUGCCUAGUGUGUAUUUUUAGUUUAUCCUAGCUAUUUGAGAUUAGCAGGACCUGCCAAGUAUAAAAGCUAAACUUUGUCUUUGUACAGAAAAUCGUUUUUGCAAAAAAACAAUGUCCUUAUAUGGGGACAGUACUAAAACAAUUAAAAAUUAUUCUUGCCAUUUGAGAUCAGAAGGACCCAACUCUACAGCAAGUAAGUUAAUUAUGAGAAUUAUGAGAAUUGUUACCUGGACCAUUUAUCUUGUUACCUGGACUGGCUGUAAAAACUUUUGAUUGGGAUUCCCGACAUCUUUUUUUAUCAAUUGAGGAUCACAAUGUUAUGUGAACACUAGUUGUUAUGGGCAGACCCCUAUAUGAGGCCAAAGGGUCAACAUUUUAAAAAUAUAUUAUAAUAAUUUAUUAUCAUGGUGCAGAGAAGCAGAAAUGUAAUGUCCACUCAUGAGAACACAGGGUCUCAAGAGGAUAAUUAAGCCAUUUUACAAAACACCUUUUGUAUUGAUAAUAUAAUAGCAUAAUAAUGCAUUUAGGUCCUUUUAAUAAGCUGUUUAAACUAUGAAUAAUGAAGAAUAUUAACAUAUUGGAACUGGAACAUUGGAACAUGUUUAUAAAUCCUAAAUAAAUGGACACACCAGCUCACUCACGUUAGAGGGCUUGGCUUUGCUAAGCAAACAUUAUUAAGGUCAUAGCUAUAUGUUAUAUGAUAAGUCGAGAAUGUAGUUAUUGUGACAUGUUGGAUGAUCACCACUAGGGCUGAGUAUCGUAUCAAUUUUUUUGAUAUCGGUACUGAUAUGAUACUUUCAACCAAAUACCCAUACCUAAACAAUACUUUUUCAAUACCUUUUUCUAAAUUGUACCCAACAAAAACGAACAUUAUUCUCACACAAUAUAUUUAUUUAACAGAUGACACAAGUAAUCUCAUUCUGUCACCAUGAGAGGCUCCAUCUUUCUCGAUCUUGUUGAAACAAACAGUGCAGAGCAUGUUUGAGGCGAUUUAUUAAGAACAAAAAUCAUUGUUAAUGCUUAAACUACAAAUAUUUUUCCUAUGCAUAUCGUUUUAUGCGUUUAAAGAGUUAUUUAAAAAAAUAUGAGCAUUACACAUGACCAAAUUAAAUUAAAUUAUAUUAGUUCAGCCACAGUUCUAGACUGCUUGGCUUGGUGAAACAGUAGAACAUAAUGGGUGGGCAUGUUGAUAGUCAUAUUUCUAAAGCCAGAGCUAAUAAUGGCUAAAUGGAUAAUGGUUAAAUUGAUGUAUGAAGGAAAGAAAUAAAAAAAUGUUGCAUAUGUCUUCAACAGAAAACAUCACAUUAUAGGUUUUCCUACAGUGUAUAUUCAUUAAAUUAAAUUAAACAUUCAUAAAAUACAUGUACUUUAUGUACAUUUAUGUACAAUACUCUGCAUAGGUGGUGCGUUUCAUGCAAAGUAUCGAAACCAGGCACUCAUUUUUUUUACCUUUCAGUACUUGGUAGUACCGAGACAUUUUGGUCGGUACCUUUUUACGUAUUGAAUUUCGAUACCCAGCCCUAAUCAUCAUCAUAACUCGAUCCCAAACCUUCCAACUUAUCCCAGAAGUAUUGGAUGCAGCGCUAUCAUUUCUAGCUUUAUACUUCUCUAACCCAUGACUGGCAUUAUGCAUGGUGCCAGUAGGUAGGGUCAUGUUAAUCUGCUUCUUUUUCUAAAAAGAGCCCUAAUUUAAUGCCAAUACGUCUCUACAAAGGUGAGACAAGCAGUUUCUGCUCAUUUGCUCCUUCAUGUCAGCAAUGGGUGCAAUUUAAAGUAGCUGAAUUCUGCAUUCUUUAGAAAGGGUGUCCACAAAUUCUUGGACAUAUAGUGUAUCAUGAGUUUUUCCAUUGUAGUCUAAUGUUAUCUACUGGGAAAUGCAUUUUAUGGAAGAAAUACAAUAACUGACAUCAGAACUGUCAUUCAAACUCCAGCUGUCCUGCACUUGCUACACAUCUUGUCGAUGCUGCGUUAUUGUUUUAUUCCUAAGAAAACCAGAAGUGUCCUUGAAUUUCAGUGCUGCUGUGUAGGUAUGUUCUACAUGAAAGCAUCUGGGGAGCAGGUCGAGUCUCAUAUAAUGUUGUUCUUGUUGCUGUUUUAUUUUUAUUUUCGCAUUCUCGCCGUUUCAACACGGCUCACAAUGAAAGGAGCAAGUUCCAUUCUGAAGAAACCCAAGGUUACGCUCGUAACCUGCUGAUUUAUUGCACACAAACACACACUUUGUUUACAGUUUCUUCAGGUUUCUGCUUGUGUCUUUUAAAUGGAAUUCAGUUGUUGAGAUGUGAGUCAUUCAGAGCGGCGUUCAGUGUGAAACGGUUCAUUGUAGAGAAACUCUUUGACUCUUGAUUUCUUUCUUAAUGGUUUAUAACGCAAAUACAAGCUGCGCUCCAAAGACUGGGCUGUAGCCGAGGCGGGCUGUGUUUCUCGGCUGCUACGUCAUAGGCGGCUGUUUUAAACUGAAGGACCCUUCUUAUGAAGCCGAGACUUUCUGAGUGAUUUCAAGGACUCAGCUAAUGUAUCUUUCCCAUUCUUCAGUUACUCAGAAUUCUUGGUAGAAGUUGAACACUAUGGGAAAACAGAAACAUUUGUCAAGGAAUGGCAAAAAAAUAAGUUUCUGGAGCAGAAUUAUAAUUUAUAAAGCACACAAGUUUUGAGCUGCAAAAGCAAGAGGCUAUUCUUUCUGGUGAUAAAUCUACGAAGCCUCUUAUGACUAUUACAUGUUUGUUACCAGUAGGCUACUAAGUACCUAUUCUACCAUAACUGCAGAUUACACUUUGGAACGCAGCUAAAAACCAACACAAGUUUUACUUAAAACACCCUAUGUAUACCCUUGAUAGCACUUUUUCAUUUCCAAUACAGACACUGCCAUUCUUUUUAUAUAAAAAAAUAAUCUAUUUUUUUUUUCCAUUUUCUCCCCAAUUUACAUGGCUAAUUACCCAUCACCAGGGGGGGGGUAAGAUUAGAACAUGCCUCCUCUGACCCAUGUAAAGUCAGCCUCCACCUCUUUUUUAUUACCGAGAAACAUCAUAGCAUGUUUGGAGGAAAGCGCAGUAAUACAAAUGGUUCCGAUACAUCAGCUCACAGACACCUUGUGCUGAUCGACAUCACCCUUUGGAGUGAUGAGGGGAAAGAGCACCAUCUACUCACCCAGAGUGAUCAAGGCCAAUUGUGCUCUCUCAGGGCUCUGGCAGCUGAUGGCAAGCUACAUGAACAGGAUCUGAACCAGCAAUCUCCCAAUCAUUGUGGCAGCACUUAGCCUGCUGGACCACUCAGAGCCGUUAGAUACUGCAAUUCUGACUAUCUAUCAGUAGCGAUACCAAACUGAUACCUUGGUUUUUAGGAGUUUUUUUAUUAUUACAGCCCACCUUACACUAACAAGGGUCCCAGCUAGGCCCAAUAUUCAGUGUAUAACCCCUUCUGGGCCCAGCAUUAAGUUCUUCAGUGACAUCCAUAUGUGGGGCCGAAACCUGUAGAUCCCAGUUGAGCUGCCCAUAGGGCUCCACAAAGCAUGUUAGUAACUAUUUGGUUGGAUAUAUGUUUAUCUCUCUAAAAGGUAGCUUUUAGAGAUGCCAAUAUUUGUACAUUUCUCUCCAACAAAGCAUUUCACACUGAACCACUUUGAAUUUCUUGACGUCUUAACUAAUUAAUUGUUCGUUUAAAAGUAAAUUCUUACCCGAUAGCAUUAACAUUAAUGUGGACUGAACCUGCGCUCUGUCACAUUUUGUAGUGGCCCACAUAACACUGGGAAUGAUGGCCAGAAGUGACUCAGAUGUGGUUGCCUGAGAUUUUGAAAUGAAUCAUGUUGUUAAACUAGUGUUUGAGUGGGGGAUCCAGUUCUGGUGGACAGUUUUGAUGUAAAGCUGUAACAGUCAGCUAUAGGGCCCUUUUAUUAGCGAUCUAUUGCUGAGGUGUCUUGCUAUCAUAACAGCGGGAAAAGUACACCUUGCACAGCUUGAAAUGCACAAAAAGCAUUUUAAGAACUAAUUCUUUUAAUUAAUCAUGGGCGUGUUUUGGGCUUAACGUUAAAUAAACCAAUCAGGGUGUCACCCUCCAUUACCUUUACGAUCCAUGUGUGCUCUGACUUUGGCAUAUUGAUAUUUAAUGUCAGUGGUGCACCUGUGUUUUCUUUUGCCUAGAUAGCAAUACGCCAGAAAUUUCCAUUAAGACACCACACUUCCAGACCAACAAGCCCAUCUGCGUAGAUACAGUAUAUUCUAUAUACGACACAGGCACAAGGCGUGAAAAUAGACUGUUGGUUGAGUGUAAAAAAAUAAGAUUUUGUGUUUAUUUUUUUGUAUAAAUCAGCAGAUAUAAAUCAAAGUAAUAUAAAUAAGAUAAAAGAGUUUCACAUCUGUCUUAUUUCUGACCCACUAACAAACAGCAGAUAUUGUAGCACGGGUUCAAACCACAGUAAUGUCAAUGCUAUCACGGUUUAAAUACUGCAAAAACCUGACGUUUCCAAUACUGUGAAGGUCCAGCAAUCAUCACAAUCACCUGAAGGAGUUGCCUCAGUCACUAAAGUGCUCUUAAAUGAAUGCCUACUAAUGAUUAGGUACAUUCAGAGCUCUCUGUAGUCCUGUACUGUAAUAUAGACCAGUAGAAGCUUCUCUAACAUGCUACAGGGUCCGGUGGGGUCGACACGUGUCGAUUAAGGUUGCCAAAUGAGAUUAUGGGUUAUGAAGGAAUAGUAAGUGCAGUAAUGGUCUGUGUGAGAAUGGUUCUAUAUUGCUUAAGCAGCAGUCUGUAUAGCAUGUAGGUGUAUAGGUGCAUAUAUGUGUUGUAUGUAGGUGAAGCCCUGCAGGAGCGAGCGCGGCUGAAAGAGGGGGAUUAAGGGAUGGAUGUGACUGGCUAUUUUUGGUGUGGAUCUAGAAUAUACAUUUAUUAUGUUAGCAAUACUACAGAAACACAAUUUCUAUGUUAGCAAUGUAAGAAAAAACUGAUUUUCUUUAUUAGCAAUACUACAAAACAAACAAAACACACACAAAACAACAACAUAUCUACUGCAAUAUGUUUCUAUAUUAGCAAUUAUACAAAAACAGUUUAUACCUAACCUAUGCUUCACAAAAAAAUAUAAUUCCUGUAUUGGAAAUAGUACAGAAUGUUGCUGUAUUUCAAAAACAGUUUCUAAGCUAGUUAGCAAAUGCUGUUCCAAAAAAAAAAAAAUCACUACUUUCGUGCAUCUGCAGUUAAACAAAACAUGUUCAACAUUAGCAGUGAUGCAAAAAUAAACGGUCCAUAUAUUUUUUUCACACAUACUUUCUAUAAAAGUAAUGCUGCACACAAAAGUCAUUCUCUAUUUUAUCAAAGCAAAAAAAAAUCUAAUAUUCUGUUAUCAGUUCCACAAGCAGUUUGUAAGCUAGCUAGCAGUGCUACAAACAUAUUAGCAUUGCUAUAUUGUUAAUUUUCUGUAUUAAAAAUCCAGAAAAACAGCUGCCAUAUUAGCACCUCUAUAAAAAUGAAGUUCUCCGCACAAAAAUAGGUUUUUACAAAAAAAUUGCAAAAUUAUCAUUGCUAUAAAUCAGUUUCUGCUUUAGCAUUGCUACAAAAAGGCUCUAUAUUAGCAAUAUAAAAAAGUAACUAAUUUUCUGUAUUAACAAUCCGACAAUGUUUUUUGUAAGCUAAUAAUCAAGCUAAUAAUGCUAGUUAAACAAAAAUAUUUUUAUAUUAGCAAUUCUACACAACAAAUAGCUGCUAAAUUAGCAGCGCUACAAAACCGUUUCCAAGCUAGCUCGCAAUGCUGCCCAAAAGAAAGAAAUUCUAUAUUAGCAGUGCUAAUGAAAAAAGCUGAUAAUGAAAAAAUAAAUAUCAAUAGAUAUCUACUGAUAUAACACUAAUUUUACAUAUUUAAUAUACUGCUGUGGAAAAAAAAACACUUACUUUGAUUUUAAUAAACUGCUUGAAUUUUAUAUAUUUUAUAUAUUAGCAAUGCCUCACACAAAGCGUGAUUUUUUUUUUAUAUUAGUUAGCAAUGCUAAAAACAGGUCAUAUAUUAGCAAUGCUACAUUGUUAAUGUUAACAAUCCAACAUAAAAGUUGCUCUUUUAGCAGUGCAAUAAAAAUAGUUACAUAUUGACAAAGCCUAAAAUACAAGUCUUUUUAUACGUAUUGAUAGACAAAAUUAAAGCUACUAAAGCAGAAUUUCUGUAUUAGUAGUGCUAAAAAAAAACGCUAUAAAUAUAUUAGCACUGGUAAAAAAAAACAUUAUUUUCUGUAUUAGCAGUGCUAAAAAAAAUAGUUUGUUUUAUCAGUUUCACACACACAAAUGACACACAAAUAUCAUAUAGUCCUACAGAACAGUUGCUAUAUUAGCAGUGAUAUAUAAACAUGAUCAAUUCUAAAAAACAGAACACCAGCUUUCCCCCCUCACUGUUUUUACGGCAGAAUUGUGUGUUUUGAUGUUUUUUGCAUCUGAAGUCAGGGACGAAUUUUCAUUUUAUUAUAUAAUAAAAGAAUCUCUUUUAAAGGUCAUCAUUCCAAAUAUCUUCCAUAAACAUCUUCUAAAACAUUUCCUCAGCAUUAAUCUGAUCAGCUCAGAAAGCUCCAGUACAGGACGUGUGAUAAAUUAUUCUUCAGCUCGCUCUACAGUUUAGGAUAUUAUGGGCUGUGAGGGGUUCAGGCUAAAGGGAAAGUGAGAGAGAUGAUUUUAUAUCAGAUUGACCCAAACGGUUACAUUGUUCACUGUUAAUCAGAUUAAAUCUACUGUUUUCACUGUUAACCAUAUUAAACUGUACUGACAGUGUCUCUUUAUGAUGAAUAACAGACUGUUAUAGUGACUGUGGCCCAUUUACCGUUAUCAGUAAAGUGUUUUUGUAAUGUUUGCUACCAUUUGUGAGAAUCUGAGGAGCUCACCUAUAAAAUAAAACUCAAAAAAGACUGAA